This is a messenger RNA of Cynara cardunculus var. scolymus (artichoke), 693 nucleotides long. RefSeq names its product glutaredoxin-C6. The transcript has a single exon. The record is from RefSeq and is a predicted model, not a curated record. The coding region runs from base 67 to 489 and encodes 140 amino acids. Lineage: Eukaryota; Viridiplantae; Streptophyta; Magnoliopsida; Asterales; Asteraceae.
GCUGCAACCGUUGACGCACCACCACCGCCCUUCCUCCAUCCCAACCUCACUAGCCGGAUAGGAGAUAUGCAAGGCGUCCACGGCUACCGUAUUCGAUCCGACGGCGGAGUCCGCCUCGAAUUAACACCAACCACUAAUUCCCCUCUCGCUAUCGAUAUCUCCGAAUCCACCGAAAUGAGGAUCCAACGUCUCAUCACUGAGAAUCCGGUCAUCAUAUUCAGUCGCUCCGCCUGUUGCAUGUGCCACGUCAUGAAACGCCUCUUCUCUUCCCUCGGUGUUCACCCUACCGUCAUCGAAUUGGAGGAGGACGAGAUCGAAGCUCUCUCCGCCUCCCAGCAGGACAGCGGAGGUGGAGGUGGAGGAGAGACCAUAGCUCCGGCGGUCUUCAUCGGAGGAUCUCGUGUCGGAGGAUUAGAGAGUCUCGUAGGACUUCACCUGAGCGGUCAGCUUGUUCCAAAGCUCGUAGAAGUUGGUGCUCUGGCGUUGUAGCUAGCUACCCCAAACACAGGGGGUAUUAUGGUAAUUUACAAAAUAUAUUUGUGUUUUUUUUUUGUUGCAAUUAUUUGUAAUUUUUUUUUCCCUAUGGACAUGCACCAAUUUUAUUUUCCAACUGUAAAAAAAUGCAAAAUGAAGGUGAAUUAUCCAUGGUAUAAGUAUGUAUGCAGAAAGUACAAGUGAUGAAAUCAGAUUGUU